AUGGGAACUCAUGUCCUGCAGGAGCCUACUCCUGCCUAUUUUUCCACUGCCGAAUACCUGCAUAAGAAAUUCCGAUUGUCCGCUUCGCCGUCGCUGGAGCUUGACUUUGGGCGCCAUGGAAAGUUUGAUAGCGGCAUUCCACGAGAUUCGCCAUGCUCAGAGUCGUUGUUCACGGAUGAUGAUGCGAAAGAGAAAGAAGACGCCGAGGUGGAAUACGUGCAUGGGUGGAGGUUGUUCGGUUUGAUGAUGGCGAUGACGCUGGCGACGUUUUUGGUGUUGCUGGACAUGUCCAUCAUCGUGACGGCCAUCCCGCACAUUACUACCUAUUUUCAUUCCUUGUACGACGUCGGGUGGUACGGUGCUGCGUAUAAUCUGUCGAGUGCGUCGCUUCAACCACUCUCGGGAAAGUUCUACACCCAUUUCAGGACAAAGUGGACAUUUCUUGCCUUUCUGCUCUUGUUCCAGGUCGGCUCGUUGAUCUGCGGCGCCGCCAGCUCCUCAACCAUGUUCAUCCUCGGCAGAGCAGUCGCUGGCCUCGGGAGCGCGGGUCUCCAGAACGGCGCCUUUGCAAUCAUUGCGGCGGCUGCGCCGCUUGAGAAACGCCCGGCCCUCAUGGGCAUGGUCAUGGGCGGGUGUCAAGUCGGACUGGUGGCCGGACCGCUCGUCGGCGGUGCGUUGACCGAGUACGCGAGUUGGCCAUGGUGCUUCUACAUCAACCUCCCCCUCGGCGGGCUUGCCGCCCUCGUCAUAACGCUCGUCGCCAUUCCCGACCGCCGCGUCCGCAUCCCCGGGAGCACGUGGGCCAUAGUCGGGCGCAAAUUCGACCUACCGGGCUUUGCGCUCUUCGCCCCCUGGGCCGUCAUGAUCCUGCUCGCGCUCCAGUACGGCGGCACUACGCAUCCGUGGACGUCGGCCACCGUCAUUGGCCUGCUGGUAGGUGGUGCAGCCACCCUUGGUGUGUUCGUGUUGUGGGAGAAGCGGGCAGGCGACAAUGCCAUGGUCCCGCCGAGCAUUGUUCGCAAGCGGGAGAUUUGGACGGCCUGCCUCACCAUGGCCUUCUUGUUCACUGCCCUGUUUGGAUCGAGUUACUACCUGCCCAUCUAUUUCCAGAGCGUCAAAGGGGCGACUCCGUUCCAGAGCGGGCUGUCCAUCCUGCCGAGCAUUCUGACGCAGCUUGUGUUUGCCGUGGCCUCGGGCUUCAUGGUGCAAAGAGUAGGAUACUACCUCCCCUUCGCCGUCGCGUCCGCCGUCAUCGUCACCAUCGGCAGCGGUCUGCUCGCGACGCUUGACCCCUUGACCCCGCCCGCCGUAUGGGUAGGAUACCAGAUCUUUGUGGGCGCCGGGCGCGGGCUGGGCAUGCAGAUUGCCGUCAUAGCCAUCCAGGCUAAUGCGCCUCCGCCGCUGGUUGCGAUUGCCACGUCCACCAUGGUGUUUUGCCAAACGUUUAGCGGCGCAAUGUUCAUCGCCGUCGCGAAUACCAUCUUUACCGGCAGGCUGAGGACGGAGCUGACGACUCGCAUUCCUUCGAUGAGCGCGGAGGACAUUGUCAAGGCUGGCGCGGCGGGCGUCCGCGAUGCUGUCGAGCCCGCGUUCCUUGCCGCUGCGCAGAUGUCGUACUCGAAGGCGUUCCAGUCGGUGUUUCACUUUGUCGCUGGACUGACUGUUUGUAUGUUUUUCGCGGCGUGGGGCAUCGGGUGGAAGGAUAUAAGAAGGAAGAAUGAGCGUCAUUUGAAUGACGCUCGUCGUGAGACGUGA
This is a messenger RNA of Metarhizium album ARSEF 1941, 1755 nucleotides long. Its product is annotated as Major facilitator superfamily domain, general substrate transporter. Lineage: Eukaryota; Fungi; Ascomycota; Sordariomycetes; Hypocreales; Clavicipitaceae. Gene Ontology annotation, biological process: transmembrane transport. Bases 1 to 1755 code for a protein of 584 amino acids. The record is from RefSeq and is a predicted model, not a curated record. The transcript is spliced from 6 exons. Gene Ontology annotation, molecular function: transmembrane transporter activity.